This is a messenger RNA of Drosophila bipectinata, 1590 nucleotides long. RefSeq lists its product as uncharacterized. Lineage: Eukaryota; Metazoa; Arthropoda; Insecta; Diptera; Drosophilidae. The record is from RefSeq and is a predicted model, not a curated record.
UCCGUGCAGUCGUGUUGGCCGGAGUGCAGAGUUCCCACUAGAAUUGAAAAAUUUGCAACCAAAAAAGGGGGAAAAUAAAUAGAGAAAAUAAAUAAAAGUAGCCAAAUAGAGAAAAGUAAAUCAGCAAACAAGUGCAGUUCUUCAAAGAGAAAGCACAGGAGAAAGUGGAAAGUGUGGUCGAAGGCAGAAGUUUCUUAUCCAGAGUCCUAGCACAGAUACCUAUAUUUUUCUGCGGGGCGCCGCGAGCGGAGUGGAGUGGAGCAAGAGCGAGGGGAACAAGCUGAGAAGGCUCAGAAACGAGGUAACCGCCACCAUGUCGACGCUUCCCUUCCUCCUCAGCGUCGCUGACGAGCUGGACAACAUUAACUCGCAGUCCUACAUGGACGACUUUGGGCUGGGCUUCCAUCCGCACCGCCAGUACUACAGGACCCCCACCAUCCAGUUGUCCCUGCCAGCCAGCACAGACUGGACAGGAUCGGGCCGCGAUUGGUCCCAGGCGGGCACCGGCAGGCACAACCGGUAUCGCAGCUACAAGUUCUACGACGACUCUGAGAACAAUCUCGAAGAGGAGCAGCCCGAGGAGCAUCUGCCGCAGGAGCAGCAGCUGCAGGAGCUCCCCCAGCAGCCUGACCACCACCAGGUCAGACCAGGCCAGGAGAAUCAAUCAAAGCCCGAUGGCCAGGCCCCGAACACAGCCGCCACUGCCACUGCCAGGAAGGGCCUGGGCAUGGUCAAUUCCAAUUCGCACGAUGUCGGAGUCGGUGGCCUGGGCCUAAACCUGAAGGCCGCCGAGGAGGAGGACGACGAGAACAUCGACCGCACUGUCCGGAUGUACAAUUUGUCCAAGAAGUGCUGCAAGAACUACUACCGACACGCCCUGGAGACCGGACCCGGAGCCAGUGGACGGGUCAAGUGCAGCAACAUCCGCUCCGAGAGCCACAAGUCGAGUUCCAGCUCCGAGGAGAGCCUCCAGAAGAUACCCUCGCCGAUCGAGUUCCUCACCUGCUUUCUGGUGAAGAAGUCCCGGACCCCCAAGGGCGGCGUGGGCCAGCAGCUGAAGAAGACAUAGAACUCGGCCCGGCUGCUCCCGGCAGCUAUGUCCGCCCGGACCUCUACGCUUAGCUCCACGGCCACCAGUGCGGUGGUGGGUGGAGUCCUGUCGGAGACGGCCGCCAGCUCGGACACUGCGACCACAAAGCGGCGGAGCAACUGCUUCUGAAUGUUGGCCGGAGUCGGGGUUGUGUGCGGCCAGGCCUGGAGCUGGCUGCAGCGGUGCGGGGAGCUGCCCAGCUCGGAGCCCACAUCGCUGCCAGUCACGCGUCUGGGCAGGAUCGGCUACUAGUCACACACUCUCUUCAUCCCGACUCCGAUACAUGCUGAGUAGGUGGGCCGUUGGGUUUGUUUGGGUUUUCUUUGUUUGGCGAGUGAUUCAGCUGGGGUUUUCCGCCAUUUAAUGGAAGGGGGUUCGCUGGGGAAAAGUGCCAGUGUCAGGUAGGCUUGGAAAUAUAAGAAUUUACGAAGACGGCUUUUAAAGGGCUUAGGACUUUGAAUUGCACUGGGGUGAGUUAAAAUAAAUCUAUUGAAUAAUAU